CUUGAACCGUCACUGUUGCAUUUUCUUUUCCGGUUAAGUCUCCUCAUCUGUGGGAACGUGGAAUUCAUCACAGCGGCGCACUAAGUCACCAAAAAAAUGAGCGUCCCGGCAUUUAUUGAUAUAACGGAAGAAGACCAGGCGUUAGAACUUAGAGCCUACAUCAAAUCCAAAGGAGCUGAAAUCUCCGAGGAGAACUCUGAAGGUGGACUUCACGUAGAUUUGGCUCAGAUCAUUGAGUCUUGUGAUGUUUGUCUUAAAGACGACGAUAAAGAUGUGGAGAGCGUGAUGAACAGCAUUGUAUCUCUGUUGUUGAUCCUGGAGACAGAGAAGCAGGAAGCUCUCAUUGAGAGUCUGUGUGAGAAACUGGUCCAGUUCCGUGAAGGAGAAAGACCUUCCCUCAGGAUGCAGUUGUUGAGCAACUUGUUCCAUGGAAUGGAUGAGAAUGCUCCAGUCAGAUACACAGUCUUAUGCAGCCUCAUCAAAGUGGCCGCUGCUUGUAACGCCAUCUCCUUCAUCCCGACUGACCUCGAUCAGGUGGCCAAGUGGAUAGUUGACUGGAACCUGAAUACAGAGAAGAAGCACACACUUUUGAGGCUGGUAUAUGAAGCACUGGUGGACUGCAAGAAAAGUGACGCUGCAGCUAAAGUGAUGGUGGAGUUGCUGGGUAGUUACACAGAGGACAAUGCAUCACAAGCACGUGUUGAUGCACACAGAUGUAUUGUCCGAGCUCUCAAAGAUCCCAACACCUACCUGUUUGACCACCUGCUCACCCUCAAACCAGUGCGCUUCCUGGAGGGAGAGCUCAUCCAUGACCUGUUAACCAUCUUUGUAAGCGCAAAGCUAGCCUCAUACGUCAAGUUUUACCAGAAUAACAAAGACUUCAUUGACUCUCUCGGCCUGUCUCACGAACAAAACAUGGCCAAGAUGCGUCUGCUCACGUUCAUGGGCAUGGCGGUGGAAUUCAAGGAGAUCCCCUUUGACACCAUGCAAGAGGAGCUGCAGAUUGGAGAGGACGACGUUGAGGCUUUUGUCAUUGAUGCUGUCCGGACCAAGAUGGUGUACUGCAAAAUUGACCAGACACAGCAAAAAGUUGUAGUCAGCCACAGUACAUACCGCACCUUCGGAAAGCAGCAAUGGCAGCAGCUGUUUGAUAGCCUCAGCUCGUGGAAAGCCAAUCUAGCAACUGUCAAGACCAGCCUGCAAACUCUGUCACCUUCGGCCUAAAUCCCACCUUCAGCUGCCUCAUGAUGGAUUCUCUUCCCUUCCAAUUACUCACACACACACUGAACUGCUUUUAUAUACAUCCAAUAAAAGAAACAGUGGAGAUCAA
This is a messenger RNA of Doryrhamphus excisus (bluestripe pipefish), 1330 nucleotides long. RefSeq names its product eukaryotic translation initiation factor 3, subunit M (gene eif3m). NCBI's taxonomy places the organism in Eukaryota, Metazoa, Chordata, Actinopteri, Syngnathiformes, Syngnathidae. Gene Ontology annotation, cellular component: cytoplasm; eukaryotic translation initiation factor 3 complex. The record is from RefSeq and is a predicted model, not a curated record. Gene Ontology annotation, molecular function: translation initiation factor activity. Gene Ontology annotation, biological process: cytoplasmic translational initiation.